AUGAAGAAGAUGAAGCUGAGAGAGGACGACGGGGACGAGGUUGGAGAAGAGGCGGAAAAAACGAUCAGACUCUCUCAACCGGCUGAUAAUGUUGAUUUGGAGGAUUCGGCGAUGCACUCUCCCGAAGACAUCCUGAGACAACUGUCCGGAUUUUACCAUCCGGUGCGACGAGCAAGCCGGCUUCGCGUACGUCAACCUCAACCCAAGCAUCACACACCUCUUCCCAGGUUUCUCGCCACUCGACCCAAGACUCGAUUUUUUCAGCUCAGGGAUCCCAGGAUACCCCGGCAUCCUCCAGGAGGAGGACCCGGUUUUUGGGUCGUCCCAGACCGUGAUUUGCGCCCCCGGGUCGUCUCAGACAAUUACGCGCUCUUCAACCUCGUGCGCGCCAACCUCCUCACUCGAUUUAUCGCAAACAAUCACCCUCUCGCCCCCUCCCUCACGACACCCAGUCCCGAAGCGAUCCCAUCCCGGCGGUACUUGGGUAACGUUCGUCCAGCACCGUUUACUAGGGCAAAGACUAUAGGAGAUGGGAAGACGCUGUUCAAGAAAUCCAAUUUAACGCGGUACGCCUCCGCGAGCGCCGGGCAACCUCUUCGUCCACUCGCCACACUUCCACUCGUCGAGCUUCGACAGGCGUUUCGAACUGGCAAAGACUUUACAAUCACCACAAACGGCAAACGGGUUGCGCUCACGUCUUCUUCGGCCGCGACUACAGAUGUAGAGGCGGACUCUGGUUUAGACGAAGAUUCGUCCUCUGAGGAAGACGUUCCUCUCGCAAAGUUGCCCAGAGUAUCGGUUAUCGUCCCCCUACCCGGUGAUUCCGGCCCAAGUAUUGCUCCCAGGGACGACGAACCUCGGAAACGGAAUCGGCUUGGGGCUAACCUGGAUCCGAAAAUGCACGAACGAUCUUACUUUUCUUUCAAGGGCAAAGAGAAACAGUCAGAUAGAGAGAUGGUCAUUGAUGUGGAUCCUACGACCGACGAGGAGGCCGGACUCGACGGAGCGGUAGAACAAAUGUCACUCGACGGGCCGGUAACGGAUCCCGACGUGGAUGUCGUAGGUAUCAGCUCUGGUUCAGGGCCGGAUCAAGGUGCGGUCGCGGCCUCUCCUAUCCAGACGAGGGCGAGACGACGACUGAAGGAGGUUGCUGCUGCCGCUGCCGCCCCAAAGCGCAGUAAAAGGGCUCCUCGCGCGGGCACUCGGACUUCCUCACGACUGGCCGCAAUGACGAGCACCUUAUGA
Molecule: messenger RNA, 1245 nt
Organism: Rhizoctonia solani
Lineage: Eukaryota; Fungi; Basidiomycota; Agaricomycetes; Cantharellales; Ceratobasidiaceae
Exons: 3
Coding region: 1-1245 (414 amino acids)
Source: RefSeq, a predicted model, not a curated record